Molecule: messenger RNA, 1433 nt
Organism: Megalobrama amblycephala (Wuchang bream)
Lineage: Eukaryota; Metazoa; Chordata; Actinopteri; Cypriniformes; Xenocyprididae
Exons: 2
Coding region: 120-737 (205 amino acids)
Source: RefSeq, a predicted model, not a curated record
ACUUUGUUGCAACUCUUGGAGGGAAUGCCCACAAAACACACAGCCAUGAGAUCUGCUGUUCAGAGGGGAAAUCAAGCUGCAUUUAUGACUAUCCUUCAAUAAAAGUGGAUGUUAUCAGGAUGUGGCCAUGCUGUUGCUUAUCUCUGACGUGUGCAGAUGUGCGGGGAGAGACGAGGAUGUUUCAGUCAGAAGAGGACGAGCUGAGCAGUGUUAGGAUGGACAUCACACUCUUAAAAGAGCAAUACAACUCCAUCAGAGACAAACAGAGACGCCAAACUCAGGUGCUGUGCUUCAGAGAAGCUCAAAACAGUGAAGAGAUGAACAAAACUCUAGUGGACGUGGUUCCAGUGUGCCUGCGUUCUCCAACAGCUCCAGUCCAAGAAACCCCGGUCGAGUUUGUCGUGGACUCUGCUGGCGGUCUGUGGCGCACUCAUCUGGACGUGCACCGUCUGACACACACGGCCGAAGCGUCUGAACACAGGAAUCAUGUGUCUUCUGAAGACUCCAGGACGAGCUCAGAGUCAGAGCGGCUCCCGGAGGACUCGAACCAUCAUCUGAAGAACUCCAGUGCUCUGAACUCCAGGAAGAUGUCUGCACCUGCAGUUUUGUCCCGUCAGAUGAGCUUUGGGAGUUAUCGCUCCACACCUGCAGGCUCCAAAUAUUACCCCUUCCCUCAGAGGAAGUGUCCAAGGAAGUCUGAGACCGCCAGGAGACUGGGACUCUACGCCUCAUUUUAAUGAGGAUACAUGACUGAAAAUUCUUUUUUGUUUUCUGGCCUCUAAUAAUGUUUUCAAAAAUCAUUCAUGGAACUGUUCAGAAGUGUUUUAGUUCCUCUGACAUUUUUAAAUGUUACUUAUUGAGAACAUUCAAAACAACGUUUUUUUUUAAAGUAAAUGGGAACAUUCUUAGAACAUGAUUUUGGGCAAAAAAAUGUGCAAUAAACCAAUAGUAUUGUGUAGUGACUGAAAUGAGCUAACAACAAAAACGAUGGCUGUUUCUUAUUGCUUUCUAUAUGACAUGGACAUGGGUGAUAUUCAUGCAGCAUGUAUGUAUUAUAUAUUGAUAUUCAUUGGUUUAUAACACACAAACAUGAUAUUAGAGGAGUUAUUGGCAAGCAAUGGAAUGAUUAGAGACAUCAGUUGCAUUUGCAUCAUAUUAAUAAUGGUUCUUUUGCAUAGUUUGCACAAUCACUAGGCUAAUUAUCUAAUCAAUAUUUGAUGUACAUUGUAAAAAAGUUGUAAUUAUUGGAGUGUUUUAGAAGGAAAUACUAUUUCAGUCUUUCUACUUUAACAUUUCAUGUUUAAUUCAUUGUGUCACUUCUUGAUUCUUUGUAAUUAUUUGUGAAAAUUGUUUUCAAAGUACAUUUCAAUGUGAAUAAUGCAAGAACAAUCAGUCUGUGUAACCUGAUAUUUAUAUAAAAUAAACAUUGAUGA